Messenger RNA from Thyridium curvatum, 3294 nucleotides. RefSeq lists its product as uncharacterized. NCBI's taxonomy places the organism in Eukaryota, Fungi, Ascomycota, Sordariomycetes, Thyridiales, Thyridiaceae. The coding region runs from base 1 to 3294 and encodes 1097 amino acids. Gene Ontology annotation, biological process: transmembrane transport. Gene Ontology annotation, molecular function: arylsulfatase activity; transmembrane transporter activity. The transcript is spliced from 6 exons. The record is from RefSeq and is a predicted model, not a curated record.
AUGUCAAACAAGCGCCCUAACUUCCUCAUCAUCGUCGCAGACGAUCUUGGGUUCUCCGAUGUUGGUUGCUUCGGCGGAGAGAUCCGCACACCCAAUGUCGAUAAGUUGGCGGCCAAAGGUCAUCGGUUCACCGACUUCCAUGCUGCCGCCGCCUGUUCGCCAACGCGUGCCAUGAUCAUGACUGGUACGGACCAUCACAUCGCCGGUCUUGGAAAUCUCAUCGAGUGGACCAUGCACAAUGGCCAGAACACCACCAAGGGCGGAGCCCUUGAGACUGCACCGCAGCGUGGUAUGCCGGGAUAUGAAGGCUACCUGAAUGAGCGUGUUGUUGCUCUCCCCGAGAUCAUGCGGGAUGGCGGUUAUCAUACCAUCAUGAGUGGUAAAUGGCACCUGGGCCUGACGCCUGAGCGUUCGCCGCACCAACGGGGCUUCAAGCGCUCCUUUGCCCAUCUCCCAGCUUGCAGCAAUCACUACGCUUUCCAGCCCGAAUUGAAUGAGGAGCAGCCUCCACGCUUCCUUGAAGCAACUUCAAUCCCUCUUCAUAUGGAGGAUGAUCACUACGUCAACAAGCUCCCGGAGGGUUGGUACUCCUCUAACGGGUACGGAGACAUCAUGCUCAAGUACCUGAAGGAAUGGAAAGAAGGAGAGGAUAAGGAUGCCCCCUUCUUCGCCUACUUCCCCUUCACUGCACCGCAUUGGCCACUCCAGGCGCCUCAGGAGUACAUCAAGAACUACAGGGGGGUUUAUGACGAUGGUCCGGAUGCUCUACGUCUCCGUCGCCUUGCACAGUUGAAGAAGAUGGGCUUAGUCCCAGAGGAUGUCAACCCCCACCCCGUCUCGGCUGAGGACUCUCCCGAGUGGGAAGACAUGACUCCUGAGCAAAGGGCAAAGUCUGCUCGUGCCAUGGAAUGCUUCGCUGGGAUGGUCGAGUGUAUUGAUGCUAAUGUUGGGAAGGUCAUGGACUACCUCGAGUCUGUUGGCGAGCUGGACAACACGUUUGUCUGCUUCAUGUCUGAUAAUGGGGCCGAGGGUGCAGCUUAUGAGGCCUACCCUAUUGUACAGACAACCGUGAUGGACCAUCUGCGUCAAUACUAUGAUAACAGCCUUGAGAACCUGGGCAACGGCAACAGCUUCAUCUGGUACGGCCCGCGGUGGGCACAAGCCUCCACCGCCCCAUCUCGACUGUACAAGGCGUUCACUACGGAGGGUGGCAUUCGUGUUCCCUUUGUCGUCAAGUAUCCCAAGUCCUUCGAGCCUGCAAGCGGAGAAGCGGCGAAGCCAAUCACCCACCGCUUCGCCACUGUCAUGGACCUCGCGCCCACCGUCCUCGACAUGGCAGGUCUCACGCACCCGGCGCCCACGUACAAGGGCCGUGAGGUCGUCACCAUGCGCGGCGAGUCGAUGGUUCCGUUUCUCAAGGGUACCAAGGAAGGAGUGCACGACAAGGAGUUCAUCCAGGGCUGGGAGACCUGCGGCCGUGCGGCCAUUCGCAAGGGCGACUGGAAAGCAGUCUGGAUCCCCAAGCCGAAAGGCCCGGAGCGAUGGCAGUUGUAUGACCUCAGCACGGACAAGGGUGAGAUUGAGGACCUAUCGGAGAAGGAACCGGAGAGACUCAAGGAACUGCUCAAGCUGUGGGAUCAGUACGUCCUGGAAACCGGUGUGGUCACUCUGUGCCCUGACCAGGGCCGUUUCGUAGAGGCUAUGGAGGAGCAGAUGACUGAGAACGGAUGGAUGGAGUACGAGUACUGGCAUAAGGGAGCCCAGCCAGGCAUGGAGAACAUGCAGAAGUUUAUUUGCAAGCCUCCUCGAUUCGAGAGGACGAUCAAGGCCAUAAUUGUUGUUGGCGAAUUCUUCAUCAGCGGGUUCAACAUCGUCCUCCCGGGCCUCGGCGAUGCCCUAUCCAUCCCCGCGGACUCGCGGACGUGGCCCGCCAGCGUCUUCACGCUCGUCACCGGCGCCUUCCUCCUGCCGUUCGCUCGCCUGGCCGAUAUGUACGGCGGGUACCUCGUCUUCAACGCCGGCCUCGUCUGGUUUCUCAUCUGGUCCGUCAUCGCCAGCUUCAGCUGCGACUACGUGAUGCUCAUAUUCUGCCGCGCACUGCAGGGCCUCGGCCCAGCCGCCGUCGGGCCGGCAACCAUCAUGAUGCUCGGACGGGUAUACCGCCCUGGCCCGCGCAAGAACCUCGUCUUCUGUCUCUAUGGUGCCAGCGCCCCUCUCGGCUUCUUCUUUGGCAUCUUCGUCGGAGGCGUCGCCAGCGAGUAUCUGUCUUGGAAGUGGUACUUUUGGAUCGGGGCGAUGGUCUUGGGCUUGACGGUCCUGACGGCCAUCUUCUCCAUGCCCAGAGACAAGAAGGCCGACCUCCCUACCGACCUGCGGAUGGAUUGGCUCGGUGUUGUGACGACCGUUCCCGGCCUUCUUCUUGUCGUGUUUGCGUUCACAGAUGGAGGCCAUGCGCCACGAGGCUGGGCGACUCCGUAUAUCUGUGUGACAUUCAUACUCGGAGUGGCUUUCCUUGGCCUGGCGGUAUAUGUGGAAGGCUGGGUUGCAAGACAGCCGCUCUUUUCGACUGCGCUGCUCCGACCAAAGUACAUGAAGCUCCUGGUCGUCACUUUGUUUGCGUCUUAUGGCAUCUUUGGUCUCUAUUUGUUCUAUGCAAGUUUCUACAUCGAGCUCGUUAUGCAUGCUGGCCCAUUGCAAGCAGCCGCCUGGUUCACGCCCAUGGCCGCUGGAGGGCUCAUUAUCGCCACCAUCGGAGGUUUCACACUUCACCUGCUGCCCGGCCGCAUGCUCCUCCUGAUCGCCGGCGCCGGGCACUUGGUAGCCAUGCUCCUGUUUGCCAUCAUACCCGAGAACGGUAGCUAUUGGGCAUACGUCAUGCCGGCCAUGAUCGGCGCCACAGUCGGGAUAGACAUCAUCUACAACGUGACUACCAUCUUCAUCACCACCAGCCUGCCCCGGGAUCGCCAGGGAGAGGCCGGAGCGCUGAUCAACUGCAUCAUUGCCCUCGGUAUCAGUUUUUUUCUAGGGCUGGCAGAUCUUGCUGUUGCCAGCAAUGAGCAUCUGGGCACCCGAGGGAGUUUCAAAGUCGCGUUCUGGUUCGGCGUUGGGCUGUCUGGUGCCUCGUUGGUAGCCUUUGCAUUCAUCAAGAUAGGUAGCGCAAAGAGUGAGCUCACACACGAAGAACGAGUGAAUCUCGAGACGCUGGGGCCAGGGCAUGUACUAAGUAAUGGCCACGAUAUGGUUGCCAGGCACUCUGCUUCAGGGCAGGAACUAUCCCAUGACACAGGGACUUAG